This is a messenger RNA of Culicoides brevitarsis, 2175 nucleotides long. RefSeq names its product DNA fragmentation factor subunit alpha (gene Drep1). Gene Ontology annotation, biological process: regulation of apoptotic process; apoptotic process. The coding region runs from base 236 to 931 and encodes 231 amino acids. The record is from RefSeq and is a predicted model, not a curated record. NCBI's taxonomy places the organism in Eukaryota, Metazoa, Arthropoda, Insecta, Diptera, Ceratopogonidae. The transcript has 4 exons.
GAUAAACACACAAUUUUGCGCAAAAAGCAAAGGAAUUUGUGACAUUUUCGCUGCUAAUUUCAAUGAAAAAGACAAAAACACGUCGUGCAAGGUGUGUCUCGCUGCCCAAAGUCUAAAUAAAAGUGGAAAAAUAUCCGUUAACAAAACUCAAAGUGACUAUAAACAAACUUUUUAAUUGAUAUUUGUGUUACGAACUCAAGUGAUAAGCUCGCAACUCGCAUAAAAUAUUCCGAGCAUGGCUGAGGAGGAGAACAACAAACCAUACAAGAUCAAAGACGUUACUCGAGCGGUAAAGAAAUCGCUGGUUGCCUCGACGCUCGACGAAGUACGUCGAAAAUCGGCGGAAAAAUUCGACAAAAUUGACUUGCCCAACAUUCACUUGGACUGCGACGGCACGGAAAUUGAUGACGAGGAUUAUUUCCAAACGCUUGAACCGAAUACCGAAUUGAUUGCCGUUUUCCCAGGCGAAGAUUGGAUUGAUCCAACGCAUUACGUUACAAUCACGACGCAUCGUAACAGCGACACAACAGACGGAAGUUAUGCCGAAGUUCAGCGUAUCCAUUUGAAAAAGUUGGUAGAGCAGAUGAAAAGUAACAUUUGCAACGUUUCCGUUCUAAGUGAACCCGAUUUGGAGUUGCUGAGUAACAUGGAUCCGAAUCACGUUGCUGACGUUACGGGCAAGGAGUUUAUCGAGCAACUGAAGGAAGCUUCAGGCAGACUCUUGUAUGAAAAGCGACAGGCAUUUGACGCAAUUAACUUGUUAAAGUUAAUUGCACGCGAAAAGUCUCUUUCAUCGUCGCCAUUAACUUCAACAACAACGACAUUAUCGUCCAGCAGCAGCAGCACGCCAACAACCGCCAAAACAACGUAUUCCAUUGAGCGUCCCGGCACAUCCGACACUUCCGAUCAAUCAGACCAAACGAAUCUCUGACAAUUGUUUCUCGUUGCAAAUAUCAUCAAAAGCUAAAAUUUUGCAACAAAAUUGAAAAUCUAAAAAAAAAAUGUUAAAAGGUUAUUAAAAUGUUGUAAAUAGCUGAAAAACUCAUUAAAACACAAAAUUAGAGCAGAUUAGAAGAAAAAGAACAAGACGCCUCCAUCAAUAAUUCACACACAUCCGCAUUUAGUUAGAAAGCGCUACAUGAUCUCAUUAAAUUGAUUAAUUUUAAGAAAAAAAUCCAUUCCUCACUUAAAAAUUGUUUCAUUGCCAAUAAAAUGUAAUAACUGCCGAAUAUAACAACAAAAGAAAAAAAAUUAAACUUAGCCAAAACUUACGCUCUAAAAACUAAAAAAAAAAUAAAAAUUGAUUUUAUGAAAAUGUUAACAUUAAAAUUUUAGUCAAAAAAAAGGCGUCGCUCUAAAAAAAUAAUUUUUAAAUUUUAUUUUAAUUAAAAAAAAUUAAAAAUUUUCUAAAAAAAAUUGACUGCCUAUGAUGAUAAUUUUUAUAUUGAAAUUUUUUAUGAAAAAAAAUUCACGAUUUAUUAAAAAUCAGGAAAAAAAUUAAUUUUAAGUUUUAUUCAUUAAAAAAAAAUAUUUAUAAAUUUUAUAUAAAAAAAAAAUAAUAAAUCUUAUGAUUAAAAAAAUUAACAGCCAAAAAAAUAAAUUUUAAUAUUUUAACAGAAAAAAAAAUCCCUGUAGAUUUUUGAACCAUUUUUACGGGAUGAGAAUUUAAAAGAAAAUGGACGAUAAAUAAUAAAAUUAUGACUUACAACAUUAAAUGUUAACCCCAAAAGUGUAUCCUUGUUAAUUAAAAAUACGCGCUCACACAAAAAUAAUUUUGACAAAAAAAAAGUCAUUUAAAAAAAAAGAAAAUUUUUGUGUGAGAGUUAAUUAAUUAAUAAAAUUAAUAAAUAUAUUGCUGUAAUUUUUCUUACAUAACACAUAAAAUUAAAAUUAAAGUAAAAUGAAUUUAUUAACACACCCGUAGUUUUAACCACAUAAAUAAUCGAACCCAAGAUACAAGUAAAAUGCAUUUAAAAAAUUUUAGAAACGGAAUUUUAAAGGAAAAUAAGAAAAAAAUUAUAGAAUUUUGUUGAAAAAUAGAAUUUAAUCCCCCAUAACAGCACAAAACAUUAUCAUUUUAGGAGUUUUAAGAAAAAAUAUAACAAAAAUGGAACGCAUUAACGCCAAUUUUUGAGAAGAUUAGAGAAAAAGUGAAUUAAAAUGAACAUUAGAAGA